AAUCAUGCAGUCAACUCAACUACUAAACAGGCCACUGACUCACUGCCUCUGGAGUCAUCUGAGUCAGUUUCGAUUGCUUCUUCGGGCUUCAGUUCGAUCCCCUUAUGGCUCUCUUCACCUCUAACCAAGGAACAUUGUUUCACUACUGCUCCACGAUUUCGCGAACACGUGCGAUACCUGGUAACGCAGUACAGGCAGUGUCAACCAUUGACAGGGGAAUGGCCUAGUGACGCUCCAAGCGUCUUUAGCCUUUCCAAUCAGCUUUUUCCAGAGGCAGGAAUAUCAACUGUUCGCUGGCCAAAGCGUCGGGAAAUUGAUUCAGAUUCGAAAUUAACCGAAGCUGAGCAGGUUGCAAAAUACCACAAGGAAGAGAAGAAGUACGAUUGUGAAACAGAUAAAAAAGAUGUUACGGAGUGUUGGGCAAAAGAGAGAAAUGGUGAUACCAACUACCAUGCACAAAACUCAAUUUUCUCUGAUGGUGCCGAUGCAAAAGUCUUGUCCUCAAAAAGUGCAAAGAAAUUAGCCCAGAAAACUAAACAUCAUCGUCUGGUGUUCGGGCACCUCUACUCACCAGAAAAUUCCUUUUCUGUAAGUUAA
This is a messenger RNA of Protopolystoma xenopodis, 597 nucleotides long. The record is from the annotation of a GenBank genome assembly. Lineage: Eukaryota; Metazoa; Platyhelminthes; Monogenea; Polystomatidea; Polystomatidae.